Colletotrichum godetiae is the source of this 1593-nucleotide messenger RNA. RefSeq names its product carboxylesterase. NCBI's taxonomy places the organism in Eukaryota, Fungi, Ascomycota, Sordariomycetes, Glomerellales, Glomerellaceae. The coding region runs from base 1 to 1593 and encodes 530 amino acids. The transcript is spliced from 3 exons. The record is from RefSeq and is a predicted model, not a curated record.
AUGCAUUCUCUGUUGGCGGUAAAGUGCUUGGCCAUCCUGGCAUUGAGCGACAGUUACGCGACUGGAUUGUCAACCGUCAGAUGGAAUGCCAGAGACCUGCACACGGUGCCGACCUCGAAUGGACCGAUUACAGGCCACCCGGCGUCAAACAGCUCCGAUGUUCUCGAGUUUCUCGGCAUUCCCUAUGGAAAGCCUCCAGUCGGCGACUUGCGGUUUGCUCCACCGCAGAGGUUCGCAGGGAACGGGUCGUAUGAGGCAUCUAAUUUCGGCUUCGACUGCCCACUUUCGCCCUCUCGCCAAGUCGAUUACCCGGACAUGACUCCUCAAGCGCAACGCAUCAUUGGAUACUUUGCUUCUGCUGCUGGGACGCCUCAAAGUGAGGACUGCUUGACGUUGAACGUCUGGACAAAGCCUACAGGCAAUGCUCUGACAGCCGCCAAACCAGUCAUUGUCUUCUUCUACGGUGGGCGCUUUGCCAUUGGCAACACGAACAGCCCUUUCUACAAUGGAAAGUACUUCGCGGAUGCUCAGGACGUUGUCAUAGUCACAGUCAACUAUCGUAUCAACGUCUUCGGGUUCCCCGGGGCCCCGGGUCAGCCUCAGAACCUUGGCUUGAUGGACCAACGUACGGCCGUGGAAUGGGUCCGCGACAACAUUGCCGGCUUCGGAGGAGACCCGGCAAAGAUCACCAUCGCGGGCCAAUCCUCCGGUGGUGUAGCUGUGGACUACUGGUCAUACGCUUACAUCAAAGAUCCCAUCAUCAACGGUCUCAUCGCACCGUCUGGGAAUGCAUUUAGCUUUCCGCUCAACAGCCCAAAUGUAACUGCGCGGAAUUGGAAUACUGUAGUGGCGGCUGUGAACUGUACUAAUACCACCGACUCUAUGGGAUGCAUGCGAAGUCGGAAAUGGGAGGACAUCAAAGCUGCUGCCGCUGCUAUCAGGCCGGCGUCUUCUAGCAGUGUUCUUCGAGGUAUUCCACCAUUCUACCCUUCGGUAGACAACAAGACUGUCUUUCCUGACUAUAUGUUCUUGACAAAAUCUGGCAAAUUUGCCAAACUGCCAAUUCUCUUUGGAAACAACAACAAUGAAGAUGGUUACUACAGAAUUCCAGCAUAUGGCAAUAGCGUUGUCCCGACUCCGGCACAAGUUGAAUCAUUUCUACUGGAAUCCUUCACUUGUCCAAACUCACACCAAGGCCAGGCACGUUUGGAUUGUAAAGUUCCGGCGUGGGUAUACCGCUACUUUGGAGAUUGGGAUAACACACGACUCUUUCCGACAAGUGGGGCAUAUCACGGUGUCGAUCUGCACAUGAUAUUCGGCGCGUCUGGGGACGUGAGUGGGAUCCAGCCGUCAGAUGCCCAGAGGAAGACGACCGCACUUAUGCAGAGCGCUUGGGCAACUUUCGCCAAUGAUCCAGUCGAUGGUUUGAGUUCAGUCCUCGGGUGGCCGAAAUUCGACCCGAACGAGGAAUCACUGGUUCUUCUGGCAGUUGACAAUGACCCUGAGCCUCAGUUCGUCAAGCCAAGCACGUACGAUGCGCCGUGUUCAACGAUCACCUUGGGAGCGUUGGGAACUACGACACCCUCUUCCUGA